Molecule: messenger RNA, 2243 nt
Organism: Rotaria sordida
Lineage: Eukaryota; Metazoa; Rotifera; Eurotatoria; Philodinida; Philodinidae
Source: the annotation of a GenBank genome assembly
AUGUCCGCUACUCGUCCUCCAAAUCUUGCAAAUCAUAAACCAGUAAAGCCCUCACUCUAUGGAGGAGGUCAACGUAAGUACAAUCAUCUUCAUAAAUUUCAAACAGGUACUACAACUACAUGGUCUGGCUACACAAAUUAUACUGGAAAACCAUUGUUCAAUUCCAAUCGACAUACUAAUCUUCAUUCAAAAAAUUCAAUUAAUGUUCAAUCAAAACCAACUAUUUCACAUUUAUCGAAAGAUAAGAAUACACCACAACCCAUGAAACUUAUGUCAAUUAAUCCAAAUGAUAUUUUAUUUCGACAACCACCACGAAAAAAUACUGUUUCAAUGCAGCAAGCACAACAAAUGUAUCAACAUCAACAACAAAUAUCAAUAAACAUUAAUCCUGAUCAAUAUCAUAAAAACACAAUGAACCAUCAAUAUCAAUCUCGAUCUCGAUCUCGAUCAAAUCAUCAAUCUCGUUCUCGAUCUCAAUCAAAUCAUCAAUAUCAAUAUAAAUCUCAAUCAAAUCAUCAAUCUCGUUCUCGAUCUCGAUCAAAUCAUCAAUAUCAAUAUAAAUCUCAAUCAAAUCAUCAACAUCAAUAUAAAUCUCAAUCAAAUCAUCAACAUCAAUAUGAAUCUCGAUCAAAUUGUCAAUCUCGUUCUCAAUCUCGAUCAAAUCAUCAAUAUCAAUAUGAAUCUCGAUCAAAUUGUCAAUCUCGUUCUCGAUCUCGAUCAAAUCAUCAAUAUCAAUCUAGAUCAAAUCAUCUUCAUCAUCAGAAAAACAAACCAUAUGUUACUCAUCAAACACAUUAUAACAACAGACGUUCUCAAGAUUCACAAAAAAAGACUCAUUCUCAUUCGCGAUCUCCUUCAUAUAACAGAAAAUCGUUACUACUCGCAUCAAAGACUCAAUCGAAAAAACUCAUACAUGGAAUAAUUUUAUCUGAUUCAAUGGCAUCAAAAUGUCGGAUGUACAAAGUUAAUAUACCUAAUGUAAUUAAUGUUCAAUUAAUUGCUAGAUCAGGAUGCAAUUGUGAACAAAUGGCAGACUGGAUGGCAUCAGUUGAAGGUAAAACAAAAUUAAAUAAUACUUCUGUGGUUCUUUUUUCUUUAGGAACAAAUGAUAUAGCACAACUUGGUCUUGAUCUCACAUUAAAACGUUGCCAAUGGCUUAUUGAAUAUACACGUCGAACGUUUCCUACCAUUAAAACAAUCGGAUGGAUGAAAUUAUCACCACGAACAAAACCUUCACGAUUUUUUUCUGGAAAUCAAAUUGCAAAUCUUCAUCGUGCAUUUAAUGAACGAUUACAUCUAUUAUCAAAAGAAAGAAAUAUUGAUAUUAUUGAUGCACAAUUAAAAAUAAAUGAUAUAAGAAUAGAAGAUGGUUUACAUCCAACAUUAUCAUCUGGUCGACAAAAAUUCGAAAAUGCUCAACGACAAUGGUUUGCUCGUCAAGCAAUGUACCUCUCUACAUAUAUCGACCAACAACAUACUAAACAUACAACAACAACAACAAUGAACAACAACUUGAUCAAUUUGACCAAUUUACAACAACAACAGCCAAGAACAACUACCGGGCAAGUACAACAACUUAAUUCCACACAACCUUUUAUAGUAAAUCAUAAAAAAAGUGAGAAAGUUUUUCGUCAUCCAUGUUUACCAAGUCAACAAUUGAUAAAAUUUUAUCCCCACAAAUUAAAACAUCCAAAUCAACUAUUUCGUGAUAAUCCACCACCAGAAAAUAUCGAUAAAGAUAAAGUCUUUCUUAUUGCAAAUUUAUAUUAUCAAUAUAGACAUUUUGAAGAUGAGGCUAAAAAAUGGCAAGUAUAUGAAACCGCAGCUUCUCGUAAAGAAACACAACAACAAAAACGAACGAUCCAUUUCUAUCAUAGUAAUUAUCAGAGAGAAAAUAACUUCACCAACAAUAACAACACUAUAGAUCGAGAGAUCCCAGAAGUUCGUACAGGCCCUACUUCACCAAGAUGGUCAGGAAACGAAACAUUCGACAGUGAAACUAAUGGCGAAAACAAAGAGAACGAAAGUAAAAAACGGAAAUUAAGCGAUACAUCAUUAUCACCGAUUGGCUUGAAUGUUCGAACAAGAGAGGAUAUGAGUGGUACACAAAUGGAUGGAGAAGGUGAGCAGGAACAAGUGAUCGAACAUUACGAUCCUCUGACACAGUCAACACCAACUGGACAUAAUCUGAAUCAAUCUCCAAAUUCAUCAAUAUAUACACAACGUGUAAUAUGUCAACCAUU